Messenger RNA from Aureobasidium pullulans EXF-150, 969 nucleotides. RefSeq lists its product as uncharacterized. The record is from RefSeq and is a predicted model, not a curated record. Gene Ontology annotation, cellular component: mitochondrion. The transcript has a single exon. The coding region runs from base 1 to 969 and encodes 322 amino acids. NCBI's taxonomy places the organism in Eukaryota, Fungi, Ascomycota, Dothideomycetes, Dothideales, Saccotheciaceae.
AUGCACCGCCAUGCCAUAACCGCUUGCAGUCGCCUGAACAAGUCGUCGCCAUUUCUUCCGUCAUUUAGACGUUACGCCUCUCAGCAUGUGAAGCCCUCGACCACCGAGGCAGUCGACUCCUCCGAUGCCUCGCCCAUCCCAUCACCUCCGGAUGACACUCCGCCAUUGAAGAAGAAGCGCUCUCGGAAAUUGAAACCAGAAAAUCUCCAUGAGGAUACAAACCCAUCUAUACCAGAUCUUGCUGUCAAUGCGUCAACAACCAAGAGACGUGGUCGUCCGCCAAAGGUCCUCGACACCACCAUAGCGGACACCACAAUUGCAGACGCUGCCGAAGCAGCACCAAAGAAACGUAUCCGUAAACCCAAGCCCUCAAAAGACCAACAUGCAAUCGCCCACGGCAGCGCCCACCACUCUUCCCUCUCUGAGUUCCUCACCUACGCCUCUACCACAACUCUCUCUCCAACCAGCACAGUCUACCGCGGCACCCACUACGAAUACACCGUUGCAAACGCCCUCUCUGGCCUCGGCUUCUCCUUGACACGCGUUGGCCGAGCUAGCGACCUCGGUAUCGAUCUAUUGGGUUCUUGGGCAUUACCUUCCCGUCCUGCACCGUUGAGUAUUUUGGUACAAUGUAAAGCGGAAGCCCCAAAGCCGAGUAUGAUCAGGGAAUUGGAAGGGGCGGUUGUAGGUGCGCCUGUAAGGUAUAGAGGUGAAGGCACAAUUGCUAUUUUGGCUGCGGCCAAAGAGGCGACGAAGGGGGUCAGAGAUGCUGUUGGGAGGAGUGGUCUACCUAUGGCCUAUCUCAAUAUCACGACUGAGGGUAGAGUGAGACAGUUUGUCUGGAACCAAGCCGCUGUAGAGUGUGGCUUGGAAGGCGUGGGUGUCACUUUGAGGUAUCUGGUUGGUGGCGAGUCUGAAGUAGCUUUGACCUGGAAAGGUCUACCUUGGUCGUCUUCGUCUUCAGCUUGA